AUGUCAAUGAAGGCUGCCUCUGAACAAUUUGCCGUCUCUUACUCGACACUCAAUGAUCACUUUCACGGACGACAUCAGCUGAAGUAUGGGAGACCGCCCGCCCUAGAUGCAAACGAAGAAAGACUUUUGUCCGAAAUCCUGCAACUUUGCGGCAAUUGGGGAUUCCCCUUGAAGCCAAUUGACAUCAAGCAUAUUGUAAAGCAUUAUUUAACAAAGUGUGGGUUGACAGAACCAAGGUUUAUAGAGAAUUUACCUGAAACAGUUCUGUCCUUCCCUAUGGCGAUCAAUUUCAACUAUGAACCAAUGCUGAUAUUAUUCGUUGGGCCGUAUUCGCAGAAACCGCUUUACCAGCUUGCCUACACUUGCAUUACUUCCAAACAACGAAUCUUGGUAUAUUAUGUUUCAAUAACUACUCUCGUGUUCCUUCCUGUAUUGACAAUAUUCACGUGUUUCUAUUUCAAGAUUGCCGUUCUCAUUUGGAAACAUAGAAAACCUAUCACAUUGCGAUCGAAAGAAUCCGAAAAUAAGCUCGAUACAGAAGAUCCAUCGUUCAGUACAACCAAAUCAACUGCUUUGUCCAAUGUGAGCAGAAGUCCUGGACCUCGUUUGAAGAAAACGAGGAGUAUACAUGUUGAGAGAAAAAUUAGAACAUUCCGAAUCGUGUUGGUUCUCAUGAUUUCCUUUGCUGUCUGCAGAUUACCGUAUUGCAUAUAUUAUAUCAUUCGAUUAGUAGGUACAGAGACGAGCAAGGCAAGCUGGAAUAUCAAUUUUGCUCUCGUUGCUCUCAACUUGCUCAGUUGUGCCUUGAAUCCGUUGUUAUACCCUUUUCAAAACGAAACCAUUAAUGCCAUCAAAGUGAUCAGUGAUUUUGUAUUUAAAGUAUGUUGUUGCUGUUUCAGUAAUGAUGAAUUCGAAGAGUUUGAAAAAGAAGAUUCUUUCCUCAUUGAUGAGUAUUUAUAUUUAGGGCAGCUUUCCGAGUUGAAGGGUGAAGUGAAUAAUUUCGACAUGAAAUAUAAAUACGUACACAGGUUCCUGAAAGACGUUGACACAGACACGAAGGNAAAACAUUAUAAAAGAAGAAAACUCUACGAUAUAUAUACACUUAUACACACAUAUAAUAUAAAGGUUACAAUAAUCAUGCCGCCAG
Messenger RNA from Leptinotarsa decemlineata (Colorado potato beetle), 1147 nucleotides. Its product is annotated as probable G-protein coupled receptor No18. The record is from RefSeq and is a predicted model, not a curated record. Gene Ontology annotation, biological process: neuropeptide signaling pathway. Gene Ontology annotation, molecular function: neuropeptide receptor activity. NCBI's taxonomy places the organism in Eukaryota, Metazoa, Arthropoda, Insecta, Coleoptera, Chrysomelidae. Gene Ontology annotation, cellular component: plasma membrane.